AUGCCUCUAGUAUUGAAAAACUUUUGUGGUCUCAGUCUAAAGACUACAAUGAUUUUGUUAACAAUUUCAUGGGUGGGAACCGCGAUUUACUCGAUUGUUGGAGGAGCCUUGUCCUAUCUUAACCGUGACCAACUCGUUUCUAGAAAUCCAGAUUUGCUCCUUGCCAAAGAAAACCUGGACCUUAUUGGCUGUUUUAUGAACUCGGGGAUUUUGUUGGUCACAUUUUACGGAACUUAUAUUCUCAUAUGUUCGAAUAACUUUAGAUCUCUCAGGAAGUACACAUACGGCGGCAUCCUUAUUUUUCUUCUCGCUUUCUUAUGGGCGACCUUCAACGUUAUCGUAUAUGUAUGGUUCAAGGAUGAUUAUCCAUAUUUAUGCAAGAGCAAGGAUGUUAUUAACAACGAAACGGGCCGAUGCAAAUCGAGCAUACAAGUCCCAAUUACACUUUUUACGUGUGUCAAUGGAAUUUUGUCGGCGGAAGCCCUAAUCAUAACCUUGAGUCCGAACGUGGUAUACGGCGUCGAAUUGAACAACAGGCCUG
Messenger RNA from Paraglomus brasilianum, 541 nucleotides. Lineage: Eukaryota; Fungi; Glomeromycota; Glomeromycetes; Paraglomerales; Paraglomeraceae. The record is from the annotation of a GenBank genome assembly.